Galeopterus variegatus (Sunda flying lemur) is the source of this 1172-nucleotide messenger RNA. It is a transcript of the gene SNAP29, whose product is annotated as synaptosomal-associated protein, 29kDa. The record is from RefSeq and is a predicted model, not a curated record. Gene Ontology annotation, biological process: exocytosis; synaptic vesicle priming; synaptic vesicle fusion to presynaptic active zone membrane. The transcript has 5 exons. Lineage: Eukaryota; Metazoa; Chordata; Mammalia; Dermoptera; Cynocephalidae. Gene Ontology annotation, cellular component: plasma membrane; SNARE complex. Bases 64 to 831 code for a protein of 255 amino acids. Gene Ontology annotation, molecular function: SNAP receptor activity; syntaxin binding.
CGGCUCUGGGUUGUUGGCUGCCGUGCUCCUCCUCCUUCCCAGACCCAGACCAGUGCCGGCACCAUGUCGGCCUACCCUAAAAGCUACAACCCGUUCGAUGAUGACGCGGAGGACGAGGACGCCCGGCCAGCCCCAUGGGAAGACACCCGCGACCUCCCCGACGGGCCCGCGGACAGGUCUCAGUACCUGCGGCAGGAGAUACUGCGCAGGGCCGAGGCUACAGCCGACAGCACUAGCAGGUCGUUGUCCCUCGUGUACGAGUCCGAGAAGAUCGGGGUCGCCUCUUCCGAGGAACUCGUCCGUCAGCGAGGAGUCUUAGAACGCACAGAGAAGAUGGUGGACAAGAUGGAUCAGGAUCUGAAAACCAGCCAGAAGCACAUCAACAGCAUUAAGAGUGUGUUUGGGGGGCUCGUUAAUUACUUCAAAUCCAAACCAGCAGAGACCUCACCUGAACAGAAUGGCACCCUCGCCCCCCAGCCCAACAGCAGAUUGAAAGAAGCCAUAAGUAUUAGUAAAGAACAGGAGGCAAAAUACCAGGCCAGCCACCCAAACCUCAGAAAGCUGGAUAACUCAGACUCCGUCUCUGGAGGGGCUAGUUCUGCUGUGAGCACCGAUACUUAUCCGAAGAACCCACACCUUCGAGCCUAUCACCAGAAGAUCGACAGCAACCUAGAUGAGCUGUCCAUGGGACUGGGCCGUCUGAAGGACAUAGCCCUGGGGAUACAGACAGAAAUUGAGGAGCAAGACGACAUUCUUGACCGGUUGACAACCAAAGUGGACAAGUUAGAUGUCAAUAUAAAAAGCACGGAAAGAAAAGUGCGCCAACUCUAGAAACAGGGAUUUCCACUACAUCGUGAUGAAAAGAUUUGAAAGAUCUUUUUCAAACUCCCAAGAAAUUUCAUUUAUUAUUUUAGUAUAUAAUUUAAUGUGUGUUUGCAAAUGCUGUAAUAGAGUGGGUCUUAAGAGAUUUUUGUUGUUACGAGAAGGUGUGUGUCGCACUUUCUUUUUUAGGGCCAACACCUCUCUAAGUUCUUUUAGCUGAAUGCUUAGAGUUUUUGUCUGAGCACAAUAACCUGCCUCUGAAUAUCUUGGGCCUUUGAUUACCAUACUGGAAUAAGAAGAAAAAGUUGUAUUUUUCGCUUUAUUGAGUAUAUGGAAAGAUGUGGACAGAA